GCCACUAGAUGGCAGCACUCGAUCGUCAGUGCGUUGCUAGCAUCAGCCUUUAGUUGUCAGUGAGAGAACAGCUACACUCAUCUGAGCUGAGUUUGUUGUCCAGAUUUUUGGUUUUCAAGCUAAAAAGAUGGAGGAGUAUCAUUCUGGAGAUGAAGUGUCUUUCAGUCCAGAUGAUGCAAGUAAUGUUGUAAAGGAGUGCAUUGAGGGUAUUAUUGGAGGCGUGGACUACAGCCAGAACAAAGUCAACCAGUGGACAGCCAGCAUAGUGGAACACACUCUCACUCAAUUAGUCAAACAGGGGAAACCCUUCAAGUACAUUGUCAACUGUGCUGUGAUGCAGAAAAGCGGCGCAGGUCUUCACACAGCCAACUCUUGUUACUGGGACACUACCACUGAUGGAAGCUGCACAGUCAGGUGGGAGAACCGCACCAUGUACUGCGUCGUCAGUGUGUUUGCAGUGGCUAUUGCACUAUGAACAGGAAUCAGGGCGGAGACAUACACAAACACAGAAGGAUAAAAACACCUUCACUCUAACCAUCACAUCCUCUGCUUCAAUACUGGUUUAAAACCAUGUUCAAUUUGUCAUGUUUUGCCUAAUCUAUAAACUUUAAACUGUAUUGCAAAUGCCUGUGUACCACAUUGUAUGUUUAUUUGCCAUUUUUGUUUAAAUUUUAAAAUUUUUUUUUUUUUGGACUUGCAAAGGUAACGUGCACCUUUGCUCUGUAUAGGAUGAAAUGCAAAUAUGUUGAUGCUUAAUUAUUAAAGUUGUCUGAUUUGGGUUUAUCAAUCCAAAAUAAAUA
This is a messenger RNA of Onychostoma macrolepis, 800 nucleotides long. RefSeq names its product dynein light chain Tctex-type 3 (gene dynlt3). Gene Ontology annotation, molecular function: dynein intermediate chain binding. Gene Ontology annotation, biological process: microtubule-based movement. Gene Ontology annotation, cellular component: kinetochore; cytoplasm; cytoplasmic dynein complex. The transcript has 5 exons. Lineage: Eukaryota; Metazoa; Chordata; Actinopteri; Cypriniformes; Cyprinidae. The record is from RefSeq and is a predicted model, not a curated record. The coding region runs from base 128 to 475 and encodes 115 amino acids.